Neoarius graeffei (lesser salmon catfish) is the source of this 5365-nucleotide messenger RNA. RefSeq names its product pleckstrin homology domain containing, family M (with RUN domain) member 2 (gene plekhm2). Gene Ontology annotation, cellular component: endosome membrane. Gene Ontology annotation, biological process: Golgi organization; positive regulation of membrane tubulation; regulation of protein localization. The transcript is spliced from 20 exons. Gene Ontology annotation, molecular function: kinesin binding. Bases 474 to 3848 code for a protein of 1124 amino acids. Lineage: Eukaryota; Metazoa; Chordata; Actinopteri; Siluriformes; Ariidae. The record is from RefSeq and is a predicted model, not a curated record.
AAGUGCAUCCCUUUUGGAGCUACCUGUGGUCAAAAAAGCACUUUUUCUAAAUGACACGAGUAAUUUUGCUAAAUAUGACACACAUUGCCAUACAUUCACCAAAAAUAACGUUAUCACCAAAUUUUUUUUUUUGCAUGGUAAAUAGAGCUAUCACAGGGCUACAAUAAACAACCAAGUUUAUUUAGUCAAGCCUUUUGAUAUUGAAGAUAAGUGUUAAAUGUGAUUUUUAGCUUGCGUACCCUGAUUGUAAAACAACCCAUAAAGGUUAUUGUGAGGGUAAGAAUCUCUGCUUUUUACAUUUUUGUAGAAUUCUAGUCAGUUUGAAUUGUACCACAGGAAGUUCUUAUCUUUACAAAUCUCUGAACAAAGCCUGCACAUAAUCCGCGUCUUGUGCCAUACUGACCCAGAACUGAGUCACGUGAUCAUCAGGUGCUUGGUAUUACUACUAUUGUGCUUUAGAUCUGUUGAGUUUCAUGUUUGUUUGUUUUUUAAAAGUCCAGAGUAAAUACUACCAAAUUUUAAAAACUCUAAAUGUCCGUAUCGAGAAGAAGAGUGGUAGUGGUUGCUGCUUUAUGUCCCGGGGCUUCCUCAUGCCUGAGUUACCUUCUGGCUCUUAUGCUGUCAUAGUUAGUUGCUGGAGUCCCUGCUUGUACUCGGUGCAAUAUGUACUGUUCCUACUUAUUCAGGUGACAUUGGGCAUACCUAACAACCUGUGUCCUUCUGAGUUACAUGUCAGUCCUGGGAUCGAGACGCUGACCUCUUCUGCUCCUCGGACCUGCCUGAUCCAUCCUGGUCCCCUGUGUCUGGUUGGAGUUUCAUCGCAUCGCAUCGCUCCUGUAGAUGACGGCCCCAUGAGGAUAGUUGAAAGUCACACCUGGAAGACGCUCUGGACUCUUACGUUGCAGAGUUACUUUGCAGCUUGCGAAGAUGAGACACCGGCCAUCAGGAACCAUGACCGUGUUCUCCAGCGGUUAUGUGAGCACCUAGACCACGCUUUGUUAUACGGACUGCAGGAUAUAUCUUCAGGUUACUGGGUGCUUGUCUUACACUUUACACGACGAGAAGCCAUCCGACAGAUUGAUGAACUUCAGCACAUAGCCACCAACCUUGGCAGAAGUCGAGCAUGGCUGUACCUGGCACUCAGUGAAAGUUCUUUAGAAAGCUAUCUCCGUCUUUUCCAGGAGAAUCAAGCACUUUUGCAUAAGUAUUAUUUCAAGAAUGCCCUGGUUUGCAGCCAUGACCAUCUCACUUUGUUCCUUACACUCGUUUCGGGGCUGGAGUUCAUCCGUUUUGACCUUGAACUGGAUGUUCCGUACCUGGAUGUGGCACCUUACAUGCCGGAUUACUACAAACCGCAGAAUCUUUUGGAUUUUGAGGAGAGAUUGCCCAGUUCUGAUAGUUUGUCUCUGCACUCGUUCAACUCCACUAAUCUUGAGUGGGAUGACAGUGCCAUUGCCCCCUCAAGUGAAGAUUAUGAUUUUGGUGACCUCUUCCCUGUGUUGCAGUCAAUGCCAAGUGCAGACUGGGAAGAAGGAGAUCUAACCGACCCUGUCAGUGGCCCUCGCUCCACAGCCUCAGACCCCCAAACGGUAAUCAGCGACCCUGUGGUCAAAACAGCAGACACUCCAGUCAGGAGCACAUCUCUGUCACGCAGCCCCACGUUUCGCUACAACCCCUUUAAUGAAGACUCUGACACAAACACCUCGGCAGAUGUUACACCAGUACACACAGCCAGUCGCCGUGAUGGUCCUGUUGGGGAUGAUACAGAGAGCACCAGCACAGAGCUGGAGGUUAUUAGGAUGGUCAAAAGGAGGAAACCUGGUAAGAAACGCCGGGGGAGGGGAUCGACUGACUCUGUGAGCAGUGGCCAGAGCAUGCCCUCUCCUGAACAAGUAGAAACAGUGGAAUCCCUCCAGAUCAAAAAUGAAAGAAUGAAUUUAGAGGACGGAACGGCUGGGGAUGGUAACGACUCUCUGGACGGCUCAGUGCGAGCAGAGGACCCAGAACCCGUGGCCUUACUGAGGCUCCCUGAAAUGACGGACACCUCCAUGGACAGUGUAGGUCAGCCUCUCAGAGAUGUAAUGGACAGGUUAAAUGGGGCUCUGGAUGGAAAGAGCUGGGAAAAACAAGAUGAGGAAGAGGAGAUAGUGGAUGGUGUGACUGGUAAUAUUACAGUCACAGCUCCACUUCAGCAUCAGCCCUUUCGGGAGGACGAAGGCGGAGAGCCUCCUGACCCAGACUCGGAAUCCUGCCUUGUGGCCUCAGCAGCUCCUGCACACUUCUACUGCUUUACCCCCCACAGUUCAGGUGCUGCUGCCAAGAGUGGUAGCCACCAUGACUUUGCAGGGAAUGGCCAGUCGCAGACUCUUGACAGUGGCCAUGAAGAUGAGGGAGAAGGAGAGCAGGAUUCGUCCUCCAAAAUAGAAGAGAAAGAGAGUGGAGAUGUUGAGCUGGAGCAGCCAAAUGGUCCUGCUCAGAUUAAAUCUGAAGAAAAUGGAGUGGGAGAAGGAUCUGAUCCAGCAGAGUGUUCCCAUCCUGCAGAAUUUCGGGUAGAUAAUAAUCACCUACUACUGCUUAUGAUUCAUGUCUUCCGGGAGAAUGAAGAGCAACUCUUUAAGAUGGUGAGAAUGAGUACAGGCCACAUGGAGGGGGAUCUGCAGCCUCUCUUUCUUCUGCUAACAGACUGUUAUAUUUACCUGUUGCGGAAAGGAGCAGCAGACAAGCCAUAUAAUGUAGAGGAAGCUGUGUCCUACAGUGAACUGGAUUACAUAUCUGUGGGUUUGGACCAGCAGUCAGUCACUCUGGUGUGCACUAACAGAAGAAGGCAGUUUCUUCUGGAUACUGCAGAUUCUUCACUCACGAUCUGGUUCCUCAGUAUGCUUGAGUCUGCAAUGAAGAACAGCUGUACUGAACUGCCUUACCCUGCUAUACUGACUGAUGCGACUAUGGAGAAGCUGGCUCUGACUAAGUUUGUGUGCCAAGAGUCACACUGUGAGGUGUCAGAGGUCCAUAUUCGUCUCUAUUCCCUCGUUCACUGGGAGGACCCCAUGGAAGUGGGUGUGGGCACUCCCAGCUCUCCGUCAGGCUCAGGGAAGUCCAGCAGCACCAAGGAAGGAGCACUUCUAUAUCGAACUGGGACUUCAUACCUGGGGAAGGAGCUAUGGAGGAGUUGUUACCUUGUUCUCAGCAGUGGCACCCUCUUCUUAUAUACUGAAAGGACUGACGUUAUUCCAUUAAUGUCAAUUACCAUGGGGGGUGAGUACUGUGGAGGCUGCAGACGGUCAAACAGCACGGAGAGGCCGCAUGCAUUCCAGGUGAUCCUGACUGCACGCGCUCCUCUAGAGCUGAGUGCUGAAAACGAGCUGGACAUGGCAGAAUGGAUGCAGCUCAUCUGUCAGGCUGUGUCUAAAGGAGUGAUUCCACAGGGAGUAGCGCCAACACCUUGUAUCCCAUGCUGCCUUGUUCUGACUGACAAGAAGCUGUUGACCUGUCAUCAGGAUUGCCAGACCAGUUUUUUCCGUUCGCUUGGUGCAGCUGAUGUCAGUGACAUCACGGCUGUCUGCCUUGAGGAGGAUAAAGAAUAUUGUGUUAUUGAAUUUGCAACCGACCGCUCUCAGUUCCUUCCCCCAUGGGUUCUUUAUUUUAGUGGUUGUGGGGAGAGGAAUCGGCUCUUGGAGGAACUUGGUUCUGUGUGGACAUCUAUAUUUCAGGUCUCUCUGGCUCGUAAGGCUUUAUCAGAUGAGCUGAUGCAGAACCGGUGCAGAGAAGCCCUGGAGUUAAUGAGGAGUGCCUGGCAGAGGAGUGAUAGUCUACACAGAGGGAGGUGCCACAGAGACCCAUGGUGCUGAGAGCCUGUCAGUCGGGCCAGGAUAGAUUGGGGGCAAGUAUUUGUAGGUACAAACAGCAGGCUGUGUGAGGCCGGAAACACACAUCAGCAUAUUGCACAAAUGAGUUGGCGUACUAAACCUUUUAACCUAAACAAAUGGGAAAGGGUGUGGGUGGGUGGAAAGGGGGGAGAAGAAAAAAGGAAAAAAAACAAAAAAACAACCAGAGUAAGCUGUAAACACUGUGCAUGCGGUGACUGGCUACAAAUGGAGGUCAUUAAUGAAAAUUCAAACACUUUGUCACACAUGUACAGUGUAAAUACAGAGUUCUUGGUUAACGUUACUUUCCUCCUUGUAAAGCUCUGUUUAUUAAAUACCUCACUAAAACGCAUUAUGUAUGCAAAGGUACUUUUUGAUGGACUUCAGUCAAUGGUUUACUCUCUUGACUGUUACUGAAACAUGGUUAUUUUCUGGCUGCUAAAUGUUGAUGCUGAAUAUAUCGUCAAAUCCCGCCGCAUGUUCAGCACUGCAUAAAGAGAACAAAAAAUGAAAUGAUUGAGCAGGUUAUGAAGGAAAGACGAUGCUUGCUUGAACCAGAAUGCAAGAUUGCACAUACUUUUUGCGUUGUUCUGCAUUGCUUUUACUAACAUCAUCUAUUCUGAUUUUACUCAUGAGGCGAAUGUAAUUGCUGUGCGACAGAUAAUCCAUCAGCCUGGACGAAGCUUUUUGCUCAUGCAUUUUAGGGCCUAAUGCUUCUUUUGGAAACUGUAGCCAUGUAAUCCUUAAUUUUAUUUGCAAUUUUAUCUUUUUGUAUUUAUUGCCUUAGCCAACCAGUGUUUAAGCAUUGGUCUGUGAAACUGCUUUUAUGUCUCCCAGAUCCCAUCACCUUUAGAUGAGUUUGCUUGACUUUUACGGAACCACUUUGUUGAGAACCACACAUGCUCCAUCCAUGUAAAACAAAUGGCUUGCUUGGUCAUAUUGUACAUUUUAUACACAAGUGUGUAAUUAUGCUUGAGAACAUUGAGACUAUCCUAACGUUAAUUAAAAAAAAAACAUUUUCAGCAGUUCCUUUUUAAAUUGAAUAGCCAUUCCAUGAUUCUGCCAUACCAUCACAAGGUACACUCUGGUAAUACCGCUGGUGGUUUUUUUUUUUUUUUUUUUAAAUUUAGGUUUGUGAGCACUUUUGAGAAUGUUUCACAGGCUGUUAUGGCUUAACGUGAUAAGUUAUGGAACCUCAGGUUUGAAGAAGUUUGUCCGAAUUAACUGUAACCUGGAUGUUUGGACAUUGCUGGGCAAUGGUGGAUUAGAGUUGGAAUGAUGAAAUUGUAUACAUUUUUUUAAAAUAAAAUAUGUAAUGUGUAUGUACAUAUUCUGUUUGUAUUUAGUUCCUUGAUUUAUAUGUAUGCUUUGGCAUUGUUAACCUUUGGUCUAAUACUUGAUUUUAAAUGCACUAAAUACUGCAUGAUUUUUUUUUUUUUGGAUUUUUUAAAAUGUUCUCACCAUUUUGUUUUGUAAAUGGGGAAAUAAACAAAUGUAAAAUA